AUGCUUUUAAUAAAGAAACCAAAGUAUUACAUGUAUGUUCUUUUAAUAAAUCGAUCGACAUCAGUAACUGGAGAAACCAAUAAAAUUCCUAUUUGCCCAUUCGCAAAAAAAAGCUCAUUCACAAUUUCAUAUGAAGGUUUUCAAAAAAGGUUAUUAAGUAAUAAUAACUUUUUAAAUCAAAAUAACAUUCUUCUAGUUCAUAGCUUUCUAACCAUUUCUUCUCAACAAGAUUUUAUAUUUGAUUCAUUAGAUGCAAAUAAGCAGGCAUUUAUAGAAUGUAUCAAAGUCAUUGAAGCUAAUAUAGAAGAUAUUAUUAUUAAUAAGGCCAAUGAAAAAGAAAAAAAAUGGUGGAUUGAUGGAAAUUACAAAUUUAUUGAUGAAAACAGAUUGCCUUUAAUUCUUAUGGAAAAUGUAACCUACGAUGAGUUUGAAAAAAAGUGUGAAAAGGCAACUGCAUCAAAGUUCUGGGAAUAUAGAGACAAAAAUGUAAUUAUAAUUGAGCUUCCAAAGGGGGAUUAUGAAGUAGCACAUAGAGAAUUUAUUAGACAAUUUAUACGUCAGGAUCCUCAGGAUAUAGUUAGAGAUAUAGGAUCAAAAAGAUUUAAAGGAUCCAAAGGAUCUAGCAAACAGGCAGAUGUUUCACUUGUUCCAAAAUAUUUGCCUAAUCUGCCUAAAUAUCUAAGUGAUUCUGAGUGUUAUAAAUUCUGUCGCCGAACAAGCCCUAAAGAUGUGUGUGGAAAUUAUCAACCAAUACAAGUGAUUGAAUUUGGAACAAUUAAUUCAGAUGGGAAUCCAUAUUAUGGAUGUUCUACUCUAGGAAGUUGCACCUUAAGUAUUUCUCCACAUUGUAUUUAUAAAGGCUGUACUUAUCCAUAUCCUCUUACGGAUGAUGUAGUCAUUGAUUUAUUUAGCAUCCAGCAGGAAAUAUUUGCAGUUAUGAAGAAAGAUGUUAUUAGGAAAGAUAUUAUUAGGAAAGUUGUUAUUAGGAAAGAUGUUAUUAGGAAAGAUGUUAUGAAGAAAAAUGUUAUGAAGAAAGGAGUUAUGAAAAAAAGAUUUAUAAAGAAAAAGUGA
This is a messenger RNA of Rhizophagus irregularis DAOM 181602=DAOM 197198, 1071 nucleotides long. NCBI's taxonomy places the organism in Eukaryota, Fungi, Glomeromycota, Glomeromycetes, Glomerales, Glomeraceae. The record is from RefSeq and is a predicted model, not a curated record.